AUGGAGGAAGAAGUGUUGAACUCAGCUGUGAAAUUGAAGAAGAAUUUGAAUGUGGACAGAGGAGAGCUACAGGAGGAAAAGCUGGGAAACAGUGGAGUCCCUGAUGAUGGGAGAGCUAUGUUUAGGGCCCUCAGAAUCCCUGCUUCUCAGAGGGGACGUGCCUUCAGGGUGACCGAAGAGGCCGAAGUCCCUGGCUGGCUAAGAGUUCUUUCUGCUCUCCCCACCCCACAGCCUCUUCCAGUUAUUCAUCACAUCACCCCUUCUGAACCACACAGCUCGGGUUUCGGGGCCAGCCGUGGUCAAGGCCCCGGGCCUCUCCUGUGCCGAGAACAACUGCUGCUGCUCAUGGCGCCGCCAGGGCUCCACCUGGCCCCCACCAGGCUGCUUGAUUCCUCCUGCUCCUUGAAGAAGAUUCUGCAGUGCAGCUGUUCCUUCUGGGGGACCCCCACGCCCUCCGUGCGGUGGCGGGUGGGGGGCGCUCCCGUGGUCAUGAACCGCACAGGCCUUCGGGUGACUUCUGCCACGCUCGGCCCCUGGGCCAACAGCACCAUCCAUCUGACCGAGCCGCCUGAAACAGGCAUGAGCCUGCUCUGUGAGGGCAGGAACCCAGAGGGAACCCACACCCUGACCAUCCUGCUCAAGUCAGGAAGGAGUUCUUUGGUUGCCCAGACUUUCAUGAAAGGGCUGGUUCGGGGCGUGUUCUACGGAGCCAUCGGAGUUACACUGCUCUUCCUCUGCCUCAUCCCACUCAUAGUGAAACAUAUCAGAAUGAAGCAGGCAAAGAAAAUUGCAGCAAUGAAGGCAGAAAAGAGCCACCAAGGACUCAAGAAGUCUCUAAGGCCCAAGGAACCAGGAAAAUCCAGAGUCACCCCAUCUCCUGAGCACUAG
Messenger RNA from Dama dama (fallow deer), 888 nucleotides. It is a transcript of the gene SIGLECL1, whose product is annotated as SIGLEC family like 1. Gene Ontology annotation, biological process: cell adhesion. The record is from RefSeq and is a predicted model, not a curated record. Lineage: Eukaryota; Metazoa; Chordata; Mammalia; Artiodactyla; Cervidae. Gene Ontology annotation, molecular function: sialic acid binding. Gene Ontology annotation, cellular component: plasma membrane.